AAGAGGAAGUUUGGACUUUGAGGUCAACGCAAGUUAUGCGGUUGUGACAUUUAUUUUAGGAGAACAUAGAGAAUGCCAGAUCCCAGCAUGCGUCCAAGAAAUGAGUUGGCACCAGCGCCUCGUCCGUGGCAGAACAUGUGGGAAUAUCUGCUGAUAAUUAAUGUUCUAAUUUCUGUUGCGAGAGGUGAUUUGGAAAGGAGGAAAGACCAAGAUUUUUUCUGGAAAUCAGGUACCUGGGGCCGGUGUAUAGGGGACUGCGGACAGGGAGGUGUUCAGAGCCGAUCUGUUUGGUGUGUGCAUGAGGAAGGCUGGGUCACUCAUAACUCUAACUGCAAAUCCAGGGACAAGCCGCAAAAUCAGAGGGGCUGUUUCAAAAUAUGUGACUGGCACAAGGACCUCUUCCAAUGGGAGGUAAAGGAAUGGGAAAUGUGUGUCCUUGUUCCGUACCCUCAAAAUGACUUAAAAACAAGGACCUCAGAGUGUGUCACUGCCCAACAUGGGCUACAACGUCGAAAAGUGGAAUGCGUACAAAAGGUAAAUCAUUCCAUUGCACUGAGCGAGAUCUGUGAGUAUUUCACACCGCGUCCUCCUACAGAACAGGCUUGCCUUGUACCCUGCCCCAAAGACUGCGUGGUAUCGGAAUUCUCGCAGUGGUCAACGUGCAGCAGGAGCUGCGGGAAGCAACUUCAACACAGAACUCGUUCCGUCAUAUCGCCUCCUUUGUACGGUGGUUUGGAUUGUCCAAGCCUCACUGAAUCAAGAAUGUGUGAAUUUCAGGGGGUUUGUUCUUUCGGAGAUGAGGAAUAUACCUACAGCCUUAAAGUUGGACCGUGGAGUGAAUGCAGGUUGCCUCAUUUAAAGGAAAUUCAUUUGAGUGGAAGGACCAUGUUGGAUUUCAGCUCAGACUCCAAGGAAAGGAGUACAUUUAAACAGGAAAGUCACAUCUUUCAAACGUCUUCCAAUGUGUGGGACCUAGAAAUCGGUUAUCAGACAAGGCAGGUUAGGUGUACGCGGAGUGAUGGAAAAAAUGCCCUGCUCAGUAUUUGCUCCCAGGAUAACAUGCCCGUGCAAUACCAGUCAUGCAUCGUUCCCAAAGACUGCGAGGUAACAGAAUGGUCGGCGUGGAGCCGAUGUUCAAAGACCUGCCGCUCUUCGGACGUGGCUCCGGGAUACUGGAGCAGGAGUCGAGACGUGAAGCGCGUAGCUAUAGGAGGCGGAAGACCAUGCGCGAUGCUCAAAGAAAAUGAAGCAUGCAAUGUGCAAGAAGAUGUCCUUCCACCGUGCCCUUGGUUCUUUUGGAAGACCUCCGAGUGGAGAGAAUGCCGAGUGUCUGUCGUCUCUGAUACUCACGGCGUGGAAAACGCGGCUCUCUGUGGCGGAGGCACUCAGACUCGUGAAGUAUUUUGUGCUCAGAUUAUUGAAGAAAAUGGAAGAGAGGAAGUCUUUAGGCCUGUUGAUCGGAAGUUCUGCGUGGAACCCAGACCUUCCGCUUCCCAGCUAUGCAGCAUCGCUUGUUCGAUGGAUUGUUUGCUCUCUGCUUGGUCUGAAUGGGGACAAUGCGUUUACGAAAACUGCCUGGAUCACCAGGGGAGAAAAGGUGUUAAAUUGAGGAGAAGGCAUAUUAUUGUUGACGCCACGGGCCCUGGUGGAAAUUGUCCCCAUUUAGUGGAGUCGAUCCCAUGUGAUAAUCCGGUUUGUUAUAAAUGGGCAGUGUCUGGAGACUUACAAUGUGUUCCGGAGAAUGGAGAAUGUGGACAUGGUAGAUACCAGGUCAACACCACCUGCCAGGAUGAGAAUGGGCACGCUGUCUCCGACAAGCUGUGUGUUGAUGAGCCCCCCGUGCAGUUAGUUUGCAAAGUCCCUUGCGGCCUGGAUUGUGUGAUUAGCGAGUGGUCACGCUGGUCACAAUGUUCCCGUUCCUGCUCUACUAAAAACGCGGAAGGCAAACAAAGCAGAGUCAGGUCGAUUCUCGCAUAUCCUGGAGAAGGUGGGAAAUCCUGUCCUUCUAGUCAAGCACUAUAUGAAUAUCGCUUGUGUAAUAGUCACCCUUGCUCAGUUUUCUACUGGGAGACAUCGCCGUGGAGUUCAUGCGCCGCAGAUACAACAGCUUCGUCAUUAAAUGUCACCUCAAACAUUGAAGCUCAUUGCGGAUUAGGAGUACAGAUCCGUAGCGUAUUCUGUAUGAAGAGCAACGCUGGACAAGUCACCAAUAAAAGAUGCCCUGAAUCUACAAGACCGGAAUCAAUGCGGCCCUGUCUUCUGCCGUGUAAAACAGACUGUGUUGUCACCCUUUUCAGCGAAUGGACGGCUUGUCCUACUUCUUGCCUGCCCGGGAAUGCAACGUCAGUGAAGCAGUCACGCUACAGGAUAGUUCUACAGCAAGCUGCUAAUGGAGGUCAGGAGUGCCCCGAUACCCUUUAUGAGGAGCGGGAGUGUGACGAUGUCCCCAUCUGUUGGAUAUACAGGUGGGACACACACCCGUGGGGUCAAUGUGUGCUGGUUCCAGAUUCGGUGAGACUGGGAUUAGUGGGAAUUACGGAAUCAUGUGGCCGAGGUCUACAAUCCAGAGAUAUCAUGUGUGUUUCCAGUGAUGGUCUAUCUGUCGAUGUGACCGAAUGCCAUCGGUGGGCUGGCCCAAUGCCCCAUUUGGUCCAGGAAUGCCACCUACCUUGCAAAGAUGACUGUACCUUUACCCCAUGGUCUAAAUUUAGCUCCUGUUCCACUGACUGCACGCAGUCUCGAGUGAGGAGGAGGGCUCUCACAGGAAGAAGCAAGAAACGUGAAAGAUGUCAAAAUACAGCAAUUUAUCCUCUAGUUGAAACGGAGAUGUGUCAUUGCGGACUUUAUAAAUCUCAGCCUUAUGGAAAUUGGUCGGACUGCAUAAUACCAGGAGCGACACCAGAAAGUCAAUUAGGAGGGAAUAAAGCGGAAGGCGUCAGACUCUGCGGGGAAGGAUUAAGGUUCCGAGAUGUCGCUUGCUACGAUUUAACUGGAAGAAUAGUAGAUCCAGCGCUCUGUAGCCAUUCCGGUUAUAUAAAGGAAAUAUGUGAAGUUGCCUGUCCUUUUGACUGUAAAAUGAGCGAAUGGUCCAACUGGUCCGCCUGCACGUCGUCCUGUGGAACUGGAGUCAAAAUUAGGAAAAGAUGGUUAAAGGAGAAGCCUUACAAUGGAGGCCGCCCAUGCCCAAAACUGGAUAUUAAAAACCAGGUGUAUGAGACAGUCCCGUGUUCCAGUGAAUGCCGUCAGUAUUCAUGGGUGGCAGAACCGUGGUCAGCUUGCAAACUCCACAGCGAAGAAAAGUCUGCCUGCGGGGAAGGAAUACAAAUCAGGAACGUUCGGUGUGUAAGUGUAUCAGAAAAUGGUGAAGAUAUCUUUGUAAAUGAUACAUAUUGUAACCAGCGAGAAAUGGUCCCUACGACACAAAAGUGUACGCUGUCCUGCCCUGGGGAGUGUGUGAUGUCAAACUGGGGUCCGUGGAGUCCUUGUCCAAAGUUCUGCAAUUCAAACCACAAGAGGACAAGAACCAGAUUCCCCCUAAGAAUCCCAACCAAUGGCUAUAAAUGUCCGGAGGACUCGCAAGCGGAUUCUUGUGUUCUCAAUAGCAAUUGUUUCCAUUAUAGUUACAAUGUAACAGACUGGAGCGCCUGUCAGCUAAGUGAAAAUGCUUCAUGCGGAGAAGGUAUCAGAACCCGUCUUUUGGAGUGUGUCCGCAGUGAUGGAUUACCAGUGAAAAUGUCCUUCUGUGAACAGGUCAAACUGGAACAUCCUUUAAAAAUGAGCAUGCGUUGCCUGGUGGAAUGCGCAAUUGACUGUCGUCUUUCACCGUGGUCUCCUUGGUCCCCCUGUUCCCAGACAUGUGGCAUUGGGGGGCAGAUGGUACGUUCGCGGCAAAUUGUCGUGCAAGCGCUCAACAAUGGAAGACCAUGUCCGACACAGCUCAACCAGUACAAAAGCUGCCCGAUUUACCCUUGCUACACAUGGAGCUUCGGAGAAUGGUCCAGCUGCAUGAUUGAGAAUGGCCAAUGUGGGGAAGGUUUCAAGACUCGCAACCUCACAUGCGUGGUGCACGAUGCUUCGCCAUCCGCGGCCAGAAAACCGGUAGAGCCGCGGCUGUGCGGAGACAUGCCUUCAGCCGAAGAUCAGUUCAAACUACUUUGCAAUGUGCCUUGUCCAGGUGACUGCCACCUGUCAGACUGGUCCCGGUGGAGCUUGUGUGAAUUGAGCUGCAUUGAUGGAAGAAAUUUCGAAACGGUUGGUCGCCAGUCGAGAUCGCGAACAUUUAUUAUUCAGUCUCUAGAGAACCAGGAGACCUGUCCAAAGCCGGUCGUAGAAACACGGCCAUGUGCAGGGGGGAAAUGCUUCAGAUACACGUGGAAAAUGAGCCCAUGGAGGGACCGUAGACGCGAUGUCUGGUGCCAGCGCUCCGACGGGAUGAAUGUAACAGGGGGGUGUCCAGUCCAGUCCCAGCCGGCCUCGGUCCGAGUCUGCGACCCGCCGUGCACAAAGCCGUUUUCCUACUGUAUGCAGAGCGGGGUCUGCGGCUGCCAGCAGGGAUACACAGAGAUAAUGAGGUCUAAUGGAUACCUAGACUACUGCUUGAAGGUCCCAGGCACCGAAUCUAAGAAAGCCGACGUGAAAAAGAUUGUAGAGAAGAGCCGACACACCAAUUCCAAGAUCCCAGACAUUUUUAAAGGCUGGUCGAUCCAACCCUUUGACCCAGAUGGAAGAUUAAAGCUUUGGGUAUAUGGGGUAUCAGCCGGCAGCUUCGUCAUAAUCGUUUUCCUUAUACUGUUAUCCUACCUAAUCUGUAAGAAACCCAAAGAGCACAUGAGCCUUUUUCCUCAGCAGAAGCCGCUAACGUUUGCGUAUGACGGAGAUUUAGACAUGUGAAGCCUGAAGAGUAUUUGGAAAUAUAGACACGCCUUACCUCCUGUCUGGAUUGUAACAAAGUCAUGGAGUCCUUCCGGCAAAACAUGGUUAUAUAUAAAACACAGGUCUUGAAUUUUGCCUCGGGGAAUAACAGUCGGAGAGCACGCCAUCUUUGUUGUUGUUUCUUAAAACUUCAGAUGAAAGAUCGGACGUAGCGGUCGGAACGCGCGUGACAAAAAUCCCUUCUUCACAGACAGGAUCCUGAACGAAAAAAAAAACAAAUGCAACCCUAAUAAAGAAA
Molecule: messenger RNA, 5170 nt
Organism: Spea bombifrons (plains spadefoot toad)
Lineage: Eukaryota; Metazoa; Chordata; Amphibia; Anura; Pelobatidae
Gene: THSD7B
Product: thrombospondin type 1 domain containing 7B
Exons: 28
Coding region: 73-4890 (1605 amino acids)
Biological process (GO): actin cytoskeleton organization
Cellular component (GO): plasma membrane
Source: RefSeq, a predicted model, not a curated record